Molecule: messenger RNA, 1567 nt
Organism: Phytophthora nicotianae INRA-310
Lineage: Eukaryota; Oomycota; Peronosporomycetes; Peronosporales; Peronosporaceae
Exons: 6
Coding region: 92-1393 (433 amino acids)
Biological process (GO): heme A biosynthetic process
Cellular component (GO): mitochondrial inner membrane
Molecular function (GO): oxidoreductase activity, acting on NAD(P)H, heme protein as acceptor
Source: RefSeq, a predicted model, not a curated record
AGUAGUCGAGAUAUCAACAAUGGCGUCUCAACUGCUCCUGGUAUGUCUUCUUCUUCAGUGCACUUGACAAGUUCACUGACGCUGAAUUGGUAUGCAGAGAGGACGUAACAUCUCUACGUCGAGACUGUGCUCGAUGAAGUCCAACAUGACUAGCAAACCAUUGAGUGGUGCGUCGCUACGAACGCAACUGAAUCCCCAUCAAAAGCGCUUCUCCGUGUCGUGGACGUCGGAAAUGCUGAAGAAGUCGAAGAGUUCAAUGAUGGAGUCACCGUUGCCGUGGUGGCUCUUUGGUACUGCGGGGUUAGUGGCAACUACACUCACUGUUGGUGCAGCGGCACGCCUCACACGGACGGGGGCGUCGACGCUGUACUGGAAGCCGCAUUUCAUGCACUCACCGAAGACUGAAAGCGAAUGGCACGAUGAGUUCGACGUUUAUCGUGACUUCUGCGAUCGUUCUCAGCGUACCCCCAUGACGCUUGAGGACUUCAAGCGGAACUACAAGUGGGAAUCGGCUCACCGGAAGCUCGGUCAACUGACUGCACUCGCGUUCGUGGCUCCGCUGACAUAUUUCGCCAUGAAGGGUAAGAUUCCGAUCCCAGCGCAAGCUCCUUUGGCGCUAGUUGCAGGGCUCGGAGCAACCCAACUGUACAUCGGCCGAGAAAUGGUGGAGAAGAACAUCAAGCAUGCUGGAAAACACCACCGUGACCAGCCACCGAUGUUUGAAGGAGCCACGUUCUUCCUCCCAGUGCACUCAGCAUUAUCGCUCGCGAACUUCUCGCUUCUUGUCUGGACGGGGCUGGGGAUCGUUUCGCCUGUGUCGAGAGCGAUCUCGGUGCGUGGACUCGUGACGCCCGGUGUGCUUAAAGAGUUAGGUGAGGUGCGCAAUCACUUCAUGGCGUUGACUGGUCUAGUCGCCGGCACGAUCUUUGCGGGCUCCCUGGUGGCUGAAAUCGACGGCGGUCGCGAGUUCCAAACGUUUCCCAAGAUGGGUGAUCACUGGAUCCCGCACGGUCUGUUCGAGCAGAAGCCGUUUCUGCGCAACUUCCACGACAAUGUAGCUCUCGUGCAGUUCGACCAUCGCCUCUUGGCUUUGACCACGCUCGCUGCCUACACGGCGGUGUUCAUGAAGGCGCGCAAGCCUAACAUCUGGACAAACCUGCCAGAGGACGCCAAGCGCGCUAUGAUGCUGGCAUUGGCAGCUGUUGGUGGCCAGGUCUUCAUGGGCACGACGAUGUUGGUGAACGAGGUGCCGACGUCGCUGGCGAUGGUGCACCAGGGUGGUGCGGCUCUAGUACUGGGCUCGUCGCUAUGGGUGGUGCACUCGCUGCGCUUCGCUCGUCCUGGCGGUCUGAUGGGAGCUGCCGUCGCCGCCGCGGCCUCCAAGGUCACGUGAGCCACUGGAAUGUGUGACUUGUGGCAGUUUGAAGUGACCGUCGAUGCUAUUAGCCAACGACUCAUUUUGCAGUGCGUGUUUUUUUUUCACUUUUUCGUAAAUUUUUACCAGUCAGAUAGCUUGUUCGCUGAGUUUUCGAUUAUUACUGGACAAAAACAAGUUUAAAAAACGAUG